GUCAAAAUAAUUUGUUUAAUGAACUUUUAAUAAUAAAGCGAAUUAGUUUAUAAAUUAAUUUGUUCGUUAAGUGACAGUGAAGAGGAUCGAUUAUUGUGCAGUGGAUAAUGAUAGUAACGUGAUGAAAAAGUAUAUGUGUUGUGAUAAAAUCAAUGUGAUUGUUGUGCUCGAUUGUAUACGAUAGGUUAUUAACACAAAGUGAAACAUGUUCAAUUUCAUGAAGAAGGGCGGCUCCUCGUCCUCCGCGCUCACGGAGGAUCGAGAAAAGGAGCGCAGAAAAGCCGACAAGAAGUUACGAAAGGAGCAACAGAAAAGGGAUAGGGCGUCGGGUACCAUGUCAGCCGAGGAACUUCUUAGGCUGGACGAGGUUAGACGUUCAUUAAAACUCCGCGGUAGAAGAAAAGAAAAGUUGCCUUCAGGAAUCACUGCAGAUUAUAGUGCAUCCUUUUUUGCUCAAUUGGAACGAGAUAGUCCUUCUGUUGAUGGCUCAACUCCAAAUAAUAAUGCCUCUUUAACUACAAAUGGUACCGAUUUAUCUUCAAUCAAUGGUGGUGGGUCCAGUUUGACCCAUAGCAGUUUAGGCAGCAAUGCUGGAAGCGCAUCUUUACUUACUCACAGUGACAGCUCGGAAGCCUCCUUAAAUAGUAUCACCAACCAGAAUUCAAUUCGCCAAAGUCUACCUCCAAUACCGCCACGACCUCCAAAGCGAGGAAUCCUGAAAGGUCCACGCACAAGCCUCACAAAUUUAUCUGCUGAUGCAACUGAUCAUUCCAGUACUAUUCUUGAACAAAACACUAUCCAAAAUGAAUUGAUAUCUUAUCAGAACCUAGAACCAAUUUCGUCCAAAUUAGAAGUGUAUGAUACUCUGCCUGUUGGUCAUCAUCAUGCGAACAGCGCGUCUCCAGAUAAGCAGAUGAAUAAUCUUCAGGUAUUAACUUCAACCUCACCGAGUGCGGAGUCUCUUACAUCCACAAACUCAAGUUUUGCAACACCUCCAUUUUCUUUAAGUCCUGUUGGAGAAUCCCAAGGAUACCACAGAUGGUCUAGAGUCGCCACAUUCGAAGAUGUUGAUCUUCCACUUCCAGAUUUGCCUUCAAUAAUUCUUCCAGCACCGCGAACAUUGACCAUUUACCGCCAAAAAGGACCUAAAAAUGAUUUUGGAUUCAGUUUGAGAAGGGCUAUGAUUUUAGAUAAAUCUGAUUCAAAAGAUGCAGAGGGCAAGAAGAAUUUUAAGGCUGUUAUUUUUGCCGAACCGGGAACUGUGGGAGGAGCUACUGGAUUGUUGCCUGGUGAUAGAUUGUUGGAAGUAAAUGGGGUUAAAGUUGAAACCAGGACUCGGGAGGAGGUGAUUGAAAUGAUCAAGUCGAGCGAAGAAAGUGUGACGGUUACGGUUCAGCCAAUCGCUGAAUUAGCAGAAUUAUCAGCGCGGUGUCUCCUGGAUAUUUCUUCUAAGGUGAAUGGAGAAACAGAAAAUAGUUAUUCUUCAAGUACCUUGAGGAGAUCCGCCAGCAAACGAUACGACACCAAUGCCAAAACUGAUGAACAAUUAGCCGACGAACAAGCAUGGAGCGCUCCGAGUGCAGACGCUGUCUGGUUGGUGCAUCGAAAUGGUUUCACAUCGGCCAUCAGGUUGCAUCAGGAUGGAUCCAGGGUCAAAGUCAGGAUUCUGGCCAAUGGGCAAGAAUUGACGGUGGAUGAGGAUGACAUCGAAAAGGCGAAUGCUCCGUCUUUGGAUUUGGCCGAAGAUUUAGCCAGCCUGCACUUCCUGAACGAGGCGUCAGCUCUGCACAUCCUAAGACAACGGCACCAUGCAAGUCUGGCGCAUACCUAUGCAGGAAAUACGCUUAUAAUUGUGAAUCCGAUGACACAAUUGUGUUUAUACUCUGAUAAGGUCGUAUCGUUGUUCCGAGGUUGUAAACCAGAAGACAUGCCUCCUCACGUCUACGCUCUGGCACAAUCUGCCUACAGAAGCAUGCUGGUGCAGAGAAGAGACCAUUCUUUAGUAUUCUUAGGACGCUCUGGAAGCGGCAAGACUACUAGCUUCAAACACGCCUUAUAUUACCUGGCAUUAGCAGCUGGAUCCACAAAUCGAUUGUUAACACCAGAAAAACUGAAUGCUGUUUAUAAUUUAUUAGAAUCAUUUGGAAACGCUCGAACCAGUCUUAACCAAAACGCGACCAGAUUUGCUCAGAUAUUUAGCCUGGACUUCGAUCAGAGUGGUGUGAUUGCUUCUGCUUCUAUACAGGUGUUAUUGCUGGAAAGAGCUCGUGUAGCAAGACGAGUGCACGGUGAAGCAACUUUCCAUGUUUUAUAUCGUCUGAUAUCAGGUGCUGAAGGAGCUUUACGAAGAGAAUUAUUACUACAAGAAACUCAUGGCUCAGUCAAUGGAUCCCCAGGUGAAACAGGUGGUACCAAUCCAUUUUUCACACCUUUCUCACGAUUGGAAGACAAGCAGAAAGCUUCCACUGAAUUUCAGCGUCUGCAACAAGCCAUGGAACAGUUGGGUAUUUCAGAUAAAGAACAAAAAGCUAUUUGGCGAACUGUUGCAGCUAUUUAUCAUUUGGGAUGUGCGGGUGCUGCCAAAGGUGGUAGUGGAAAUCGAUAUCAAUUUGCAAGUGCUUCAGCAGCACAAAGAGCUGCCACUUUACUAGGAACUACUGUAGAAGAAUUGAACAGAGUUACUUUUGGACAACAAAGCGGAAAUACUCCAGCCACCCCUAGGGCAGCUUAUAGAACUCCAUCUCCAACGGGUCCAUCAGACAGAAAUGAAGUUGUAGGAUUAGAAGCUUUAGAAGGAUUGCUCAUUGGCCUAUACACCGAAGUAUUUAAUUGUAUUACCGGACUAAUUAAUAGAUCAAUAUCUACUUCAGCACAUACUGUGCAUUCUUUAUUACUACUGGAUUGUCCAGGAUUCCAAAAUCCUGCAUCUGCUGGACAACAAGGUGGAGCAACAUUGAAUGACUUAAUUCACAACUAUUUACAAGAGAGAUUGCAGUUAUUGUUCCAUAAUCAUGAGCUGAUGCAACCAAGGGACAGAUAUGCUCAGGAGCAAAUAGAAUUAGAUGGAUACUGUGAUUCAGGUUUGAACCCAGAGCCUAUGGUUAACAUGCUGGAUAAAACAGCUCAAAAUUCUUUGAUCAGAACCAGUCAAACCGAUAUUAGAGAAUCAGAUAGAAGAGGAUUAUUAUGGUUGUUAGAUGAAGAAUCUUUAUACCCUGGUUCUAGUGAUGAGACAUUCCUGGAAAGAUUGUUUUUACAUUAUGGUGAUCGUGAGAGCCAAAUAUUAUUGAGAAAAGCUCCUGGUUCUCUCCAAUUUAUAUUACACCAUCUUCAAGGCACAAACCCUGUUUUAUACUCAUCAUCUGGUUGGCUAAGAGGUAGUAGAGAAAAUCCUGUCUCAAAAAUGGCAAUAAGCAUAUUGCAAGAGAGCACAAAGGAGGAAAUUAGCUCACUGUUUGUGAGUAUGCGUGGCUUAGGACCAGCAUCAUUUUUAGGUGGUUCCAUUGUUGGCAUAGAUGGUUCUCAAAGUCUUAGACGUGCAUCUAGUAUCCGGAGAACUUUCACAUCUGGUGCCGCUGGUAUGAAGAGAAGAUCAGUAUGUUUGCAAGCUAAAUUUGCAGUAGAUGGUUUGAUUGAUACAUUGAGAAGAACACGAAUUCUGUUUGCUCAUUGUUUUCUGCCACAACACCAGGAAAAUAUUACUGCAAAUGGCAAUCCAGUUGAUAUUAAUGUGCCUUUGUUACGUAGUCAGUUGCGUGGUGCACAAAUUCUUGACGCCGUGCGAUUACACAAACAGGGAUUCCCGGAGCAUUUGCCGUUGCCUGAAUUCAGGCGAAGAUUCGGCCUUAUAGCGCUAGCGAACAACACCGGAGGAGGAGAUAAAAACACGGAAUUAAAAAUUCAAGACGACGUUCAAAUCGCUCAAGAAGUGUUAAGUGCGGCUGAUGUGGACGCUGCUUGUUAUAGAAUCGGCCCCAGCCAGGUAUUACUGCGUGCAGGAACUCUAGGCGCUCUCGAAUCGAAACGGGACGCUUUGCUCACCGCUCGUAUAACUGCUCUUCAGGCCAGAUGUCGUGGAGUGUUGGCCCGUCGUCGUGCAAACAAAACCAGGGUGCAGACUUUGGCCGCUCGUUGCAUCCAGCGCAAUGUGCGCGCCUUUAUGGCCGUAAGGGAUUGGCCAUGGUGGAGAUUAUUAGUCAGGGUGACGCCACUAUUGGGAGUGCACAGGACGGAAGAGCUGCUGAAGGCUAGAGUGGAAGAAUUGGAGAUAUUGAAGAGCAAAUUUGAAAAAUUGGAGGCCGAACGAACAGUCUUGAAGCAUGAAAACGAUCGGCUGGAAUCGAAGUUAUCGGAGAUGACGGCAGAUUUGGCAGACGAGCACUCGACCGCAACUUUGGCCACGGAGCGUCUGGAGCGCGAGGAGCAGGAACGAGUUCGCCUGGAGAGGGAAUUGCAGCAGGCCCAGGAUAAGAAUAGAGGGCUGCAGCAGACGUCAGAAAGAUUAGAGAUGGAAUUACUCUACGCCAGAUCAGAUCUGAAUGGAUCAGCAGGAAAUCAUUCCGAUUCCGAAGAUGGAAAUGGUGAACCAGAAGCCUACAGAAGACGUUAUGAGAGGGCACAACGGGAAUUAGAAUUCACCAGAAGACGCCUGCAGCAGCAGCACGAAGACGAUCUGGAGCAGUUGGUCGGACUUAAGAAGCAAUUGGAGAAGAAGUUAUCAGAUGCUUACGAGGAAGUGGAAGAACAACGUCAAGUUGCCGGCCAGUGGAAACGCAAAGCCCAAAAGUUGACCGCGGAGCAGAACGAUCUACGUCUCUUGUUGGAGCAGCGCGGAGCAAGAAAUGCACUCUUGGAAAAACGUCAACGCAGACAUGAGACUGAGCUGCAGCAUGCAGCAGAAGAAUUGAGAUCGGAAAGAUCACAGAGGGAAAGGGCUCAAAGAGAGCGAGAUGUUGCCAUGGCUGAGAGAGAUGGCGCUGAACAAUCUUUACAGGACCUUCGUUUGGAAUUAGACUUGAAGGAAGAGCGCCUCCAAAACCUACGCCUCGAGCUGGACUCUGGCUCAGGUGGUGGAUCAGGCGUUGGUGGUGGUCGCGUUGAUGAAGAAUUAGCUACUUUGCGCAAGAUUCGCAGCGAAUUAGAACACAAAACCAGAGAUCAGGAAGAAGAAUUAGACGACCUUGCUGGACAAGUUCAGUUACUGGAGCAGCAUAAACUGAGACUGGAAAUGAUGUUAGAAAAUGUGAGGAAGGAGGGCAGACAUGAAGCUCAGCAACGAGAUGAAGAAUUAGAAGAGACUAGGGCUAAUGCUCAGAAGAAAGUUAAAGCUCUGGAAUCCCAGUUGGAAUCCGAGCAUGCGGAGAGAACUUUAUUGCUCCGUGAACGACACGAACUAGAACGUAGACUUGCCGCAGCUGAAGAGGAGGCGCGCGGUGAUGGCAGAGCCAGGGCGGAGCAGGCCCAAAGAGCUAAGAGAGAAUUAAAACGCACCAAAGCUCUUUUACGAGAUGCCCAAGCACAAUUAGAAAGACAAAGGCAAGAAGCUCCAGCUCGGUCCCAAUUACGUGCUCUACGCAAUCAGCUAGAAGACGCAGAAGCAGCACGUGCGGCAGCAUGCAAAGCUCGCGCCCAAUUGGACGCAGAAGCAAGGGAAGCCCAACAAGCCUUAGAAGAAGCAACAAGAGCACGUACGGAAGCAGAGCAGAGACUGGCACAAGCCACCAGAGAAAGAGCUGAACUUAGAGGGCAAUUGGAUGAGAAUGAGGAGGAGUUGGCUGAGGUAAUGAAGAAAUACCGAGCUGCUGUUCAACAAUUAGGUACCGAACAACGCGCUUUGGCGGAGCAUGCUUCUAAAUUACAAGAUGCUGAACGCAAAGCAGUCAUGCUACAGGAAACCGUUUCAGAAUUGACUGCCAGACUGGAAGCGGCUGAAACCUUAGGAGAUACACACGACGCGCUUGCUCUGAAGAGAAUGGAAUUGCGCGUUAAAGAAUUGGAAUCCAAAUUAGAAAUGGAGCAGACUGCCAGAGGAAGAUUAGAGGUGCAGGUAAACAGGCACCGAGAAGCUCUGGAAAGAGCAACGACUGAAGCAAGCCAAGCGCAGGCCAGGGAGCAAUUAGCUCAAGAUACUUGUAGAAAACUCCAACGUGCCCAUAGAGAACUGCGUGAAGAACACCAAACCUUAAUCACUCGUGAAGCUGAAUGCGCUCAACGGCGCAAAGACGCUGAAAAACGCCUGGAGGCAUGUGAGGCAGAGGCAGCCAGUGCCAGGAGCGAUUUGAGGCUGGCGCUGCAGCGUAUCGAGGAUCUUCAAGCUGCCAUGAUGGAGGAGGAAGAAAUGGAAGAUUGCGACGGGGGCAGCGCUGAAGAUGGAUCUGAUGAUAGUUUUCUUUCCAGUGAUCAAGAUAGUUCCGGUGAAGAAUCAAUUGAGACUUUCUUGGCCAAGAAUAAGAUUGGUAGAUCUUCUGAAACUAGUGAAAAGCCAACGGUCAGGGUGAGUCCGAGGCAAAGCCAAAGCGCUCACGAUACUUCAAGCCCAAGGAUAAGAGUGAGUCCGAGCUCACCGCCCACAUCGCCCUACACUAAGGAGAAUAAUACUUCAUUUGCCUAAGAAGAUAAUUAAUUUAAUAUAGAUUCAACAUUGUAUUAAGUUAUUUUAAGAUAAUAAGCUUGCUCAAUCGCUACGUUAAUUGUUGUCUAUUGUAUAAAGUAAUAAAUAGAUAAGUGAAGAUAUUGAGAAUAUCUAAACUUAUCUGGUCUUACGGGAAAGCUGUUGCAGUUGUUAUAAAUUGAGAACAAGUUAUCAUUUUAAUUUAUUAAUGGCAAAAUUAUGGGUUAAUUCUCUGUUAAAAUAGAAAUGUUAUAGUAACGCUAUGUCGCGGGUCUAUCUUCGUAUUAAUUAAAAACUAUUAAAAAAAUAUGCAGAAGAAUUUUUGAUGUAAUAAGACUGAAAGUAUGCACCAUAAAUUUUGUAUGUUUGUUGUUUGUAUCUUUGUUUAUCAAAAUAUUUUGAACAAAAGUCUAGAUAGUUAAUUUAGGACGCUGCAACAGCUUGCCACAAUUAUUCAUCAAGUAUAAAAUCAUAAUAUAUUCAUAAUUAAUUUUAACACAUUCAUUGCUGCGCACGCAUAUGGUGCGUGAGACCGAGCAGGUGCGUUUGCUUUUCUUGCACUUGUUUAAAUUGAAAUGUUGUACUGCAAUUAUUUCAAACGGUUUUAUUUAAUUUUAAACAGGAGGAGUAUAAGCAACACAAGGUUGGCAGUGAAUGUGUUAAAGUACAUUUUAAUAUUCAAGUUAAUGUUAUAGUUUCCUUAUAUCUCAGUGAAGACCAUUUGCCGUCUUCAGACUGAUUUUGCACGUUAGAAGUUAAAAUGCGAUGAUCAAAUUUACUGAAGAUAAUAGCUAAGAUGAUGAUGAAACUGAGAACUUGAAAUGAAUUUUUGUAGUUAAUAUGUAUAUGGAACAAAAUAAUUAAUAAUAUAAUCAAAUUUUAUACUCCAACUACCUUUUAUCUAUAAAUAUAUCAUAAUUAGUAUCAAAUAAUGAUUAAAAUAAACUAUACAUACUGGAAUAUAAUUGCAAAGUAAUAUAAUAUGAUGAUAGUGUAAUAUUUCUUAUUAAUAUUUUUGUA
This is a messenger RNA of Ctenocephalides felis (cat flea), 7630 nucleotides long. RefSeq names its product unconventional myosin-XVIIIa (gene Mhcl). Gene Ontology annotation, cellular component: myosin complex. NCBI's taxonomy places the organism in Eukaryota, Metazoa, Arthropoda, Insecta, Siphonaptera, Pulicidae. Gene Ontology annotation, molecular function: protein binding; cytoskeletal motor activity; ATP binding. The transcript has 36 exons. The record is from RefSeq and is a predicted model, not a curated record. The coding region runs from base 206 to 6610 and encodes 2134 amino acids.